AUAGCGCCCCAAAUUGUGCCAAAACUUGGGUUGAAUUACUCUUACGGGAAAUUUAACCUCAAUCUGUUGCCGUACACGUGUUUGUGUUUAUAAUUCGCCCCUGAGGGUUUUAACAAAGAAACAAUGGAUGAUGAGGACAACACGUGUAGGGACGGAGAUGACGAUUCUGACGAAUGGGACGAAAUGGAAGUCACAGGGGAGCAAACGACGUGUCUUUUUUGCCCCCUGCAAUUCCUGACAAUAGCGGUGGCGCUGGACCAUUGUCGUGCUGAGCACAACUUUGAUUUAUUAGAGUUGAAAAAUAAGUAUAACAUGGACUGUUAUUCCUACAUCAAGAUGAUUAAUUACAUUAGGAUGCAAAGACCGGACCCGAAAAUCUUGACCGAGUCUUCGGUCGCGUUGUGGGACGAUGAUGUGUAUUUGAAGGCGGGCGAGAUGGAGUCAUGGUUGAUGUAUGACUUUGAGGACCUGGGAAGUGCCCCCUCCACUCCCCAUUAUGCCAUCGACGGCAAGACGCCCAUCAGCAAUUUGAAUUUUUCCGACCUGCAGAGGCAAAUUGAGGACUUGACUUUACAAUUGAAACACAAAUGCACGUUACUAGAACUCGCGGUGAAAGACAUCGAAAAGAUGAAAAAAAUCACUAGGACGUUUGUUGAAAGUAGGGAUGUUCCAGAAAAGCCGUUUCACGUCACUGGUUAUGACUCUGAUUAUUUCCACUCGUAUUCACAUUUCGGUAUUCACCACGAAAUGUUAAAUGAUAGAGUCAGGACUGAAAGCUACAGGGACGCAAUUUUAAAUAAUUCGGACAGUUUCAAGGACAAAAUCGUCCUGGACGUGGGCUGUGGCACUGGGAUUUUGUCGCUGUUUUCGGCCAAAGCUGGCGCUUCCAAAGUGAUUGGAAUCGACCAGUCUGAGGUCGUUUACAAAGCAAUGGACAUAAUCAGAGAAAACAAUUAUUACGACACAAUCCACUUGAUGAAAGGCCGAAUCGAGGACACUAAUCUCCCGGUUGAAAAAGUCGACAUAAUCGUCUCGGAAUGGAUGGGCUAUUUUUUGCUGUUCGAAGGCAUGUUGGACAGUUUCAUACACGCGAGAGAUCGCUACUUGGCCCCAGGAGGCCUCCUUUUGCCAAACAGGUGCAACUUGAACCUGAUUGGCUGCUCUGACCCCGAGCGUUACGACAAAGUGAUUAAUUUCUGGGACAAUGUUUAUGGGUUUUCGAUGAAAUGCAUGAAGAGUGAAGUCAUUUCCGAGGCUUUUGUCGAAACCGUUCCUGGCGAAAGUGUCAUGACUGACCCCAUAACACUGAAGGAGAUUGAUUUGGCAAGUUGUACCGUUGAUACUUGCGAUUUUAGCUCGGCUUUUGCGUUGAAAGCCACCAAAGAUGCCGUUUUGACAUGCUUGGUGGGGUAUUUUGAUACGUUCUUUGACUUACCAAAAAGUGUUCACUUUUCGACGGGGCCUGAAGCGCCCAAAACGCACUGGCAACAAAGUGUUUUUUAUUUGAAGGAGACAAUAAAUAUGAGUGCAGGUGAUGUGAUUGAAGGGUCGCUAGUUUGUUCACGGCUCAAAAAGAAUGCGAGAGGUUUGUCUGUGACCAUAACUUUAGGUAAAAAUAAAUAUCACUAUAAUUUGGACUAGUGGUUUGUAAUUUUUAUUUUUCAAGUAAAUAAAAUAAAAAAAGUGUU
Messenger RNA from Tribolium castaneum (red flour beetle), 1688 nucleotides. RefSeq names its product protein arginine N-methyltransferase 1. The record is from RefSeq and is a predicted model, not a curated record. The coding region runs from base 124 to 1641 and encodes 505 amino acids. Gene Ontology annotation, molecular function: protein-arginine N-methyltransferase activity. The transcript is spliced from 8 exons. Gene Ontology annotation, biological process: peptidyl-arginine methylation. NCBI's taxonomy places the organism in Eukaryota, Metazoa, Arthropoda, Insecta, Coleoptera, Tenebrionidae. Gene Ontology annotation, cellular component: nucleus.